AAAGAGAAAGAAGUGGAAGACGUCGCACUGGAACAACAUUAACCCCCGUGUCCUUCGCAACGGCGUCCAGCGACCCUCAUGACAACAUUGACGACGAAGAUGAUACUAAAGGCUAAGAAGAAUGAACACGCGAGGUGUUGAGCGCCGUUCUUGUUCCUCCUCAAGGGCCUAGACUGAGCUUGGACAAGGGCCACCUAUGACUGUCAACAGCGUGGAUCCCUUACUAUAAAUACCGUCUUCCUAUUAACGCCAAUACAACGGUGCCGCAUUCACUCUGCCAGCGACGCCAUGACCAAGACAAAAUCGGCCACCAUCUCGGAGCACGUUUCUGCGGCCAUCGGCACGCGGUACUACGUGUGGGCUGUGGCUGCAGUGGCCGGCGUCCUCGUCUUCGCCUCUAUCCUCGGCAGUUCAAACUACACGUCCAGGAAGGCUGCAGCCGCCGUUGGCGACAUUACCAUCUCACCACGACGUCCCAUCAAAAGAAGCCAAAUCAUACUGCACUCCAAUCUGGUCGCCAAGAAGCAAUUAGCCCUGAGGAACGACCUUGCUCACAUGAGCUCCUCAGGAGGUGAGGACACCACGGACGACGGCUCCGAAGACGUCCUCAUACGCAAGCCGGACGCAGCCGGCUGCAAGUCCACCGUAUGCCGAUGGCAAGGGGAAUACGUCAGGGGGAAGCUGGACGAGACGGUAGACCCGUGCAAGAACUUCUACGAAUAUGUUUGUUCUUCGGCGUGGUUUGCCGACAACAACGAGGCCUUGGGUAGCCAGCCUUACUUGACUUUCACGUCUGGAAAGUUAAUGUACGACCUCGAAACGCUCUUCCAUGACUAUCGACAGGGUAGUCAGGUGGAACAGCACGACAGGAACGAUACAGUGGCGUUCAUGGCGAGGACCACAAGCUUCUUCCUCAGGUGUAUUGCCAAAGAAAUGAACACCGGAAAGUGGCACGACUUGAUCAACCUGCUCCAGAACUACGAGCUCGAAGGAUUUCCCUACGAAUCUCAUGUUGUUGACAAGCCGGAUCUGGCUAAUGUCGUCGGACGACUGGACAGAGACCUGGGUCUCAAUCUGUUCUUUCGUGUUUCUCUAACUAUGGCUAGAAGAAGACGAACGGGAAAGGACACGGUGAUCUUCUUCGACCGCUUAACGUCGACACCCUCGAUGCGCUACGUGAACGCGUUGAGAAAGAGGGACUUGAACAACUUCAUGCAUCGCAUUUCGCUAGCGCUUUCUGUGAUCAAAGGUCAUAAGCUCAACAGGAAGGAUCAGAUCCGACAGGUGGUGCAGGUGGACAACGACUUAACCGAGGUUGUGGGCCGGAUGGAAGCAAGGAAAAAUUCCCCUUCAACCGAGGACACACUAUCCGUUGAAGAACUCUCCAAACACAGCACUCCCAGGUGGAACUGGAAGACAUAUGCGCAAGCACUCAUAGGAGAAAGUCUCGAAACCACGUCGCUUUCCAACGUCCGCAUUCAACUCCAGGACGAGAAGUUCUUCAAGGAACUCUCACACGUCCUCGAAAAACAUUCAAAACAAGCGCUCUUGAACUACUUGGGCUUCGUCCUUAUUGCGUUCAUUUCUCCCCUGCUGCCUCACAGCUCCCACGCCAAGGCCCUUUACCCUCUCAGUCACGACGAACACAUAGACCGUGUGCCUCACUUACUUCAGGCCUGCGUGCACGUCUUAGCUCGGACGUACCGCUACGGUGCGCGAGACCUCGCCAGACGCGUGGUUGUUCGUGAGACGCCGGACGUCACGAACCUGCGUUACGAGAACGAGAUGCAAGCGUUGACGUCGACCAGUCGUGACCUGCUGGUAAAACUGUUCCGUGGUGGUACCCAGUGGAUGUCUCCGACUGAAGUAUGGACAGCGCUGCAGAGGAUCGAUACGUUGAAGCUUGUGUUUCUGGAAGAGCCAGAUGGUCCUCAAAAGGUGGCUUCGUAUUACCGUAAGGCCGUCCAGGCGGCGUCUCUGCUCAAGCGGUCUCAAAAAAGCACCUUACUGGAAGAGUAUCUGGCACAGCAGAACGAAACGAGACGCCUAUAUUGGCAAUUAAAUGCCGAUCCUGAACGGAACCUGGAAGCCCGGUGGCCCGAACUCACGGUGAUACCGACAUGGAACUACUUCGAAGCUCGCAACAUCCUUCUCCUUUCCCCCGGCCUCCUAGGGUUCCUCAACACUGUGUCCGCUACUUUUGACCCCUUGGUGAUUCCCAUUAUUGGGCCCUACGUGCUCGGCGGUCUCAUGAGCAUCAUUAAGAGCAGUCUUCUCGACGUCCCGUCGAAGAAGGAGAAGCGGAGCCAGAAGGUCAUUGAAAAACGCGGAGAGAUCUUCAAGUGCCUUUUAGGGCAGUACGGCGCCAUAACUAAACGCAACGACACUGAUGUACCCGAAGAGGUCUUCCUGGACAGCGCCGUUACGGAGCCGCUCCUGCAAGUCUACAAGGCGUACCUGGAGAAAUCUCACAGUGUGUCCAAAGACAUGAACAUUCCAGAGCUUCCCGGAAAAGGGGUUAUGGAGUUGUUUUUCAUCAACUACGCCGUGGGACAGUGCAGAAAACCCGGUUUAACAAUCACGGGUGCAGCGCUUUUCAAGGGCGUGUCGCCAGAAGUGAAGGUGAACAUUCCACUCAUGAAUUCCAAGACUUUCUCUAGCGUGUUUCACUGCAAGAGCGACGACCCAAUGAACCCUCCAGAGAAGUGCAAAAUUUGGUGACUCCAUGAGAGUUAUUUCUGAUGCUGUACAUAUUUUCAUUUUGUAAUAUAGCGUAUCGGUUGUGGUCUGUUA
This is a messenger RNA of Ornithodoros turicata, 2793 nucleotides long. RefSeq lists its product as uncharacterized. The coding region runs from base 289 to 2721 and encodes 810 amino acids. Lineage: Eukaryota; Metazoa; Arthropoda; Arachnida; Ixodida; Argasidae. Gene Ontology annotation, biological process: protein processing. Gene Ontology annotation, molecular function: metalloendopeptidase activity. The record is from RefSeq and is a predicted model, not a curated record. Gene Ontology annotation, cellular component: plasma membrane. The transcript is spliced from 8 exons.